Molecule: messenger RNA, 2627 nt
Organism: Xenopus laevis (African clawed frog)
Lineage: Eukaryota; Metazoa; Chordata; Amphibia; Anura; Pipidae
Gene: wdr5.S
Product: WD repeat domain 5 S homeolog
Cellular component (GO): nucleus; Set1C/COMPASS complex; histone methyltransferase complex
Molecular function (GO): histone binding
Source: RefSeq, marked provisional
GCGGAUUCAAUGUACGGGCGGCGGCGGGGCGCUUGAAAGAGUUUCACCGCCUCCAGUCGCCAGUUCGCCUGCGCAGUGGGAGUGGCCAUCUGCUAACUCAAGGGGCACCAUUCUAGUGCUUACACCAUGGCAACAGAAGAAAAGAAACCCGAAACUGAAGCUUCUAAGACUCAAUCCACCCCAUCCUCGUCCAAUAAUCAGAGCAAGCCUGCACCAGUAAAGCCAAAUUACACUCUAAAGUUUACUCUAGCCGGACAUACUAAGGCCGUAUCAUCUGUAAAAUUCAGCCCGAAUGGGGAGUGGCUUGCCAGUUCAUCGGCCGACAAGUUAAUCAAAAUAUGGGGGGCGUAUGAUGGCAAGUUUGAAAAAACCAUAUCUGGACACAAGUUGGGAAUAUCAGAUGUUGCUUGGUCAUCUGACUCCAAUCUCCUGGUGUCUGCCUCUGACGACAAGACUCUAAAAAUCUGGGACGUAAGCUCGGGAAAAUGCUUGAAGACCUUAAAGGGGCACAGCAACUAUGUAUUCUGCUGUAACUUUAAUCCGCAGUCCAAUCUCAUUGUGUCAGGAUCAUUUGAUGAAAGUGUAAGAAUAUGGGAUGUGAAGACUGGGAAAUGCCUGAAGACAUUGCCUGCUCAUUCUGACCCCGUCUCUGCUGUGCAUUUUAAUCGUGACGGUUCCCUCAUUGUAUCCAGUAGUUACGAUGGUUUGUGCCGAAUAUGGGACACAGCGUCGGGGCAAUGUUUGAAAACACUCAUUGAUGACGAUAAUCCUCCUGUAUCUUUUGUGAAGUUUUCUCCAAACGGCAAAUACAUUUUAGCCGCUACCCUAGACAAUACACUUAAACUGUGGGAUUACAGCAAAGGGAAGUGUUUGAAAACAUACACGUGCCACAAGAAUGAGAAGUACUGCAUAUUUGCUAACUUUUCUGUGACAGGCGGCAAGUGGAUCGUGUCUGGCUCUGAAGAUAACUUGGUUUAUAUAUGGAACCUACAGACUAAGGAGGUGGUGCAGAAAUUACAGGGACACACGGACGUGGUGAUUUCAACAGCCUGCCACCCAACAGAAAACAUAAUCGCCUCGGCAGCACUAGAAAAUGACAAGACCAUCAAAUUGUGGAAAAGCGACUGCUAAAAGAAUUUCAAGUCCCGAUGUGCAGACUGUACCGGCAGAGGGGAACAAACCUCAUACAGGACCCCAAUAAUCCGGGGAAAUUUAAAGGAGACUCAAACAUACACUUCCCCCCCCCUCCUUUUUUUUUUUUUUGUUUUGUUUUUUUUUUUUUUGCUGGAGGAAAAAUUGUAUAUUUAAUGGAAUUUGAUGUGUAACAUCAGAAGAAAUUUUUUUUUGGGGGGAGAAAUCAAAUUUUUAGCAAUUUUCAUUGUCUGGCUGAUUAAAUGUGCGGUCAUGUUGCAUGCACCUAGAGGCAGAACAAAAACUGUCCCAGUCCAUUCAGUUCAUUUUCUCUCAAGACCACUGCCACUUGAAUUUUCCUUUUUUUUUGGUAAUUUAAAAAUAUAAUUAGAACCUACUACCUUAAAGGGGUUGUUCACCUUUAAAUGAACUGUUAGUAUGAUGUAGAGUGAUAUUCGGAGACAAUUUGCAAUUGGUUUUCAUUGUUUUUGAGUUAUUUUGCUUUUUAUUCAGCAGCUCUGGUUGCUAGGACCCAAAUUACCCUAGCAACUAUGCAUUGAUUUGUACAAGAGACUGGAAUAUGAUUAGGAGAGUCCUGAAUAGAAAGAUGAGUAAUAAAAAGUAAAAAUACAUUUGUAUUUGUUUUUAGAUACACUCAGAUAUAUUUAAAAGUUGGAAAGAGUCAGACGAAGAAAGCAAAGAAUUCAAAAACUAUAAAAAGGAAAAAAUGAAGACCAAUUGAAAAGUUGCUUAAAUUAGGUCAUUCUAGAACAUACUUAAAGUUAACUUAAAGGUGAACCCCCCCCCCCUUAAUACAGUAAUACUGGCAUACUUUAUGUCUAUUUCUGGGUGCAGUGUUGGUCACCAGAACCUUCAGGCUUUAAAGAGUACGUAAACCUAAAAAUGAAAUUUUGCUUAGUGAAAAAAGUAUUAUUUUUUUUUAAAUUAUGUAAAAUUUUAUAGUUUGGGUUUACCUAUAUGUUCACCUCCUUUUUCUUCCAGCCUGUUUUUUUCUUUUUGAGACCAAAUAAGCCACCUGCCGUUGCAAAUUGUUAAUUUUCAUUUUGCGGAAAGGGGACACACUGACCCCUUCUGUGUUUUUACUGUUGUAUAGAUGUUUUUUAUUUUUUUCCUUGCAAGGGUUUUUAUUAUGUUCUCUUCUUCCCGACCCCAUUGCAGUUGACCAGUUCACACCAUUUGGAUUGUAUUUAACCCAUUACUUAGGAACUCUUUGGAUAAAGUGUCAUUCUUUACUGCCGUCGUUUUUUGGGGGGGGGGAGGAACUGGCACGAGCAGUUUUGACAUUUUCAAACCCAUUGUAAAAUUUCAAUGUUAAAAGAAGCUUUUUUUUGUAUUUUGAAAAAUCAUAGUAUUGUAUUGCUUACGCCUCGUGUCUGUAUUUACUUCAGCAUUUUUUAUAUAUAUAUAUUUUUCACUUUUUAUUUUUAUUUUGGGGACAUCGUAAUACCGAACCAUAAUAAAAAGGUGGAUUCUUA